AAGCAAAUGAUCAAUUAAAUAUUAUCUUUGUAAAUAAACAUGCUGCUCAUUUUCAACAAAACAAAAUCAUUCAAAUUAUCCCCCAACUAGCCACUAUACCUUCUUCAGUAACAAUGAGUAAUCAAUGUGCUGCAGCUCGGUAUUUAAAAUAUGCCACACAGCUUACAGUUGACUAUAAUGAUGAUGAAAUGACACAAUGGUUAAAAACAUUUAUUGAUCAAAAGAAGCAUUUUCUAGCAAAUAAUAACAAAGACAACCUGUUAACUAACGAAUUUGAUGAUGAUAAAGAUGAUAAAAACAAUAAUUUCAUAGUUGCUAAUCUGCCAAUCAACAAAUGUAAAAGUAGACCUGAAAUAAAAAGUAGACCUGAAAUAAAAUGA
Molecule: messenger RNA, 380 nt
Organism: Racocetra fulgida
Lineage: Eukaryota; Fungi; Glomeromycota; Glomeromycetes; Diversisporales; Gigasporaceae
Source: the annotation of a GenBank genome assembly